AACAACAACAAAGAUGGCUGCCAAAGAGUAGAUCAUGUCUUUUUCACAAAUCCCGUGCAAACAUUUUCAUUCUAAAUAUUUCCUGAUUUAGAAAGUUAUUUCGCUUUAUGCUUGCUGAAGUAGACUAUAACUAGAUCUAGACUAUAACUAGAUCUAGACUAUAACUAGACUAGACUAUAACUAAGCUUAAAGCGAAAAAUGGAUGAAAGACAUUGGUGGAUAGCAAUUAAAAUUCAAGAAAGUUUUAAACUAGGCAACAAUGACAACCCGACUCAUUUAGAGGAAUUUAUGUGUGAAGAAAGUACCUUGAGCAAAGUCAAUAAGUUUCUAAAAGCAGGUGGACCAUGCCGUUUAUUUUUCUACUGUGAAAAAACAGAUGCCCCUGAAGUGACAACUAGAGAGAUUCACUGCACUGGUAAUCUGGCAACACUCAAAGAUGUGCAGCUGGAUAAAGUCACAAUUUUAUAUUUCCUCCGCAACCAAGUUGAGAAAGAUGUUGAUCUGGUGAAAAUGGAAAGAGAUAUUUACUGUGGGGAGCUGAAACAUAAUACAAUUGAAACACUCAACUCUCUGCUGUCAGAUAUUUAUAUUCCUUUGACAAGGGCGCAGAAAAACUGGGGUCAGUGUGAUGAAGAGUGUCAGACUAGUCUUAUGCUGAGCAUGGAUAAAUUUGUCACAGCAUUAAAUGAGACAGCUGCAUCAAUGUCUCACUCAAGACAAUGGAUGCUCAAGCAGCCAGAAAGUAUUGUGCUCAAUGAUUUCAAGCAGCAGAGAGCUGCAGCAUUAGACUCCAAUUUGAUAAGUCAGUAUGAAGAGCUGCUCAGUGAUUGGAUGAGUACAAUAGAAUCAAUUCUCACAGAUACUUCAGAUGAAAGGUUCCUUGACCCCAAUGCUGGGCCACUGUCAGAGGUAGAGAGGUGGAAGCGAAAACAAAGAUUGCUGACUAGCGUCACAGAACAGCUUAAGAGCAAAGAAUGUAAAGCUGUUCUAGCUGUACUUAUCACAGCCAAAUCAAGGCUGUUGAAGAAAUGGAAGCUGACAGAUGCAAGUAUUACAGAUAGUCUAAAUGACACCAGGGAUAAAGUAAAAUAUCUGGACUCCCUUAAGCGAUAUUUUGAUCAGAUGUACCAUGAGGCAACCCCAUCCAAUCUGGUUUCGAAUGUCAUCCCAGGAUUCAUCAGCACUAUAAAACAAAUGGAGUCAGUGUCCAGAUUCUAUGCCAGGUCAGGCUAUCUGGGCGUACUUCUCACUAAGGUGACAAACCAACUAGUCCAGGCUUGUAAAGAUUACAUCAAGCAACACACGUACAACAUCAUGGAGGAUAAGGAUGAACUUUGGAUGAAAGUUGCAGAAGAUAUUUUGUCUCCAGACUUGAAUUUGACUGACACACAAUCAAAGGGAAAUAAACAAGUUGGAGAAAGUAAACCAAAAAUUACAAAGGUGAAAGGUCGGGAUUUCUAUGAAAGUGGCCUAGAGGAAGAUUCUCUGUAUGCUAAGCUUCGAGCUUGCUUGCAGAUACAGUUGGUCUUUAGAGAAUCUAUUGUUUCCCUGAAGGAUGCACUGGGAGUAAACCAAACCCACUCCCACCCUUCAUCCAUUAGCAGCUUCUCAACCACUGCCAGCCCACUCAAGUAA
This is a messenger RNA of Biomphalaria glabrata, 1635 nucleotides long. RefSeq lists its product as uncharacterized. Gene Ontology annotation, cellular component: dynein complex. Gene Ontology annotation, molecular function: dynein intermediate chain binding; dynein light intermediate chain binding; minus-end-directed microtubule motor activity. The transcript has 6 exons. The record is from RefSeq and is a predicted model, not a curated record. NCBI's taxonomy places the organism in Eukaryota, Metazoa, Mollusca, Gastropoda, Planorbidae. Gene Ontology annotation, biological process: microtubule-based movement. Bases 199 to 1635 code for a protein of 478 amino acids.